Messenger RNA from Pyrus x bretschneideri (Chinese white pear), 1402 nucleotides. Its product is annotated as perakine reductase-like. The record is from RefSeq and is a predicted model, not a curated record. NCBI's taxonomy places the organism in Eukaryota, Viridiplantae, Streptophyta, Magnoliopsida, Rosales, Rosaceae. Bases 176 to 1219 code for a protein of 347 amino acids. Gene Ontology annotation, cellular component: cytoplasm. The transcript has 7 exons.
AAGUUGCUUCCAAUAAAUCAAGAAAAAAAAGUAAACAAAUCAUUUAAAGUGGUUGUAUCUGGUGUCUGCACUGCAUAGUGGUGCCCUCCAGUUAGUUCUUCUCUUUUACAUGUAAGCAGCAACCAGCAAUAACCCAAUUUUUCAUUACAGAAGUACCUUUCUGGGUUCGUUGAGAAUGGUGGACAAGUCACAGAUUCAAAUCCCACUAGUUAAACUAGGUAGUCAGGGCUUGGAGGUUUCUAGACUGGGUUAUGGAUGUGGGGGACUAUCUGGGACAUACAAUGGCAACAAAGCUCCGCUCUCUGAUGAAGCUGGAUGUACAAUUAUUAAGGAAGCAUUUGAUAGGGGCAUCACCUUCUUUGAUACUUCAGAUCUUUACGGCCUUAAUCAUCACAACGAAAUCUUGCUUGGAGCCGCUUUGAAACGGCUUCCUAGAGAGAAAGUUCAAUUGGCUACAAAAUUUGGCAUUGCCAUGUCAGGAAACUACGAAUUUCGGGUGAAUGGGAACCCGGAAUAUGUGAGGUCAUGCUGUGAAGCUAGUCUUAAGCGGCUGGAUGUCAGCUACAUCGAUCUCUACUAUCAGCACCGCGUUGAUGUUUCAGUGCCAAUUGAGGAUACUAUGGGGGAGCUUAAGAAGCUGGUAAAUGAAGGAAAAAUCCGAUACAUUGGUCUGUCAGAAGCUAGUGCUGACACAAUAACUAGAGCUCAUGCUGUUCAUCCCAUCACUGCUGUACAAAUGGAAUAUUCUCUGUGGAGUCGUGAAAUCGAAAAUGAGAUUAUUCCCCUUUGCCGGAAACUUGGAAUCGGGAUAGUGUCAUAUAGUCCACUUGGUCGUGGAUUCUUCGGUGGGAAGGCAAUUGUAGAGAGCUUGCCUGAAGAGAGUUUGCUGUAUACACAUCCGAGGUUCAAUGGCGAGAAUUUGGAAAAGAACAAACUACUGUAUGGCAAAUUUGCCAGCCUUGCAAUACAGCAUGCCUGCACUGCUCCUCAAUUAGCUCUAGCAUGGCUUCUCCAUCAGGACAAUUAUAAUGUCCCAAUCCCUGGGACAACUCAAGUUAAGAACCUUGAUAUCAACAUUGGAUCGUUGAAUGUGAAGCUUACGGAUGAGGACUUGAAAGAAAUUUCUGAUGGUGUGCCCAGUGAUGAAGUUGGUGGUGACCGAGAAUUUGAACUUUUUGCAAAAUAUGUCUGGAACUAUGCAAAUACCCCAUCAAAGUAAUCAAGUUCUCUGUGCCAAAAAUGAAAAAAGUAAUCAAAUUUAUCUUUCUGGUUUGCAUAAUUGCACUUGCACCAGUGGAGAUGGAGAUCCCUCGGUCUCGCUUCUUUUCGUGUUUCUUUUGUUUUUGGCAAGUUUGUAUGUCUUCUGCUUCAUCUUCUUCAAGUAAUUAACUUUUAACCCUGA